Messenger RNA from Ogataea philodendri, 612 nucleotides. RefSeq lists its product as uncharacterized. Gene Ontology annotation, molecular function: acyltransferase activity, transferring groups other than amino-acyl groups. Bases 1 to 612 code for a protein of 203 amino acids. The record is from RefSeq and is a predicted model, not a curated record. Lineage: Eukaryota; Fungi; Ascomycota; Pichiomycetes; Pichiales; Pichiaceae. The transcript has a single exon.
AUGUCAAAACUGGCCGUUAUUCCCGUGACAUUGAGAAAUGGCAGCGCUGCAACGAUCGUCCCAUUCGAGUCGGUUGACCAGGUACCAAAAUCGCUGGUCAAUGAGAUGCGAAAAGAGUACAAUCUAGAAGUAGAGCAAGGUAACACUUUAUCUCAGAUAGAGCCACUUUCCGAGCAAGAGUUUCUGGACUACUACUGCCCCAAGUUCCUGGCCAUUUUGGUGGACGGCGAGUUCAAGUCAACAAAGGAAGUUGCUGAUUUUGCCAAAACUCAGGACGUUGGGUCCAAGUUCUUGGGAUCCUACUACAUCAAGCCCAACUAUCCAGGCAGAUCUGGCCACAACUGCAACGCGGGUUUUUUAGUUUCAAGCAAAACUAGAGGACUAGGUAUCGGGAAAAUCCUGGGGAAAAGCUAUUUGGAAUACGCUCCCAAAUUAGGAUACAGAUACAGCGUUUUCAACCUCGUGUACGAAACGAACCAGGCCAGCGCACGGAUCUGGGACCAGCUUGGGUUUGAAAGAAUUGGAAGGGUGAAAGGAGCCGGAAAUCUGAAAGAUCACGGAUACACCGACGCCAUCAUCUUCGGUUACGAUUUCACCAAAAAAACGGAAUAA